Messenger RNA from Arabidopsis arenosa, 1596 nucleotides. NCBI's taxonomy places the organism in Eukaryota, Viridiplantae, Streptophyta, Magnoliopsida, Brassicales, Brassicaceae. The record is from the annotation of a GenBank genome assembly.
AUGAUAUAUAGUGAAGAACUAUGAUGCCGAAAGCGGCGUGGGAACCCGAAUACCACAGAGUAUUUGUGGACUUAUGCGUGGAGCAAAAGAUGUUGGGGAAUCAACCUGGAACGCAGCAUAUAUUGAAACCUUUUCUUCAAAGAACUGGCGCUAGGUUCACCAGAAACCAGCUUAAGAAUCAUUGGGAUACAAUGAUCAAGCAGUGGAAGAUUUGGUGUAGACUUGUUCAAUGCACUGAUAUGCAAUGGGAUCCUCAGACUAACACGUUUGGUGCCAGUGAUCAAGACUGGGCCAACUAUUUACAGGUGAAUCCUGAGGCUGGGCAGUAUCGGUUGAAUCCUCCGUCGUUCCUCGAGAAACUUGAGCUUAUCUUUGAAGAUAGUAACUUAGAUGAUGAAGGUACUUCAGGUAGCAAAAGGAAGCGAAUAUGCAAGUAUCCUGAUGAUGAAAAUGAUACUGCAGAUGAAGAUACGCAAAGUGCGUCUAAUUUCUCGAGUCCGCAGUCGAAAGGAUACUGGUCACCGUCCUCACAUGAGCUGUUUGUUGAUUUGUUGUUCCAAGAGGCUUUAAAAGGAAACAGACCUGACUCACAUUAUCCAAAGGAAACUUGGAAAAUGAUGCUUGAGACGAUCAAUCAGAAUACCGGAAAAAGCUUCACUAGACCGCAGCUCAAAAAUCAUUGGGAUUGCACCAGGAAAUCGUGGAAGAUCUGGUGUCAAGUAAUCGGUGCUCCCGUCAUGAAAUGGGAUGCUAAUUCCCAAACAUUUGGCGCUACUGAUGAAGACUGGAAAAACUACUUAAAGGAAAAUCAUAGAGCUGCACCAUUCAGACGGAAACAACUUCCUCACGCGGAUAAACUAGCAACCAUCUUCAAAGGACUUAUAGAACCUGGAAAAGCCUAUUUCCGUCCUUAUCGCAGGAGAGUGCUCGAUUAUCAUUCCGAAUCACCACAGCUACAUGACCCAACUCCAUUAUCAACACUUUACACAAACGAGCCAGUCACAGGAAGUGAAGGUGGAGCUGAUGAAGAUGACAAUGAUGACGAUGAUGAGCCUACUCCGCAGCACCGGAGAUUUAACGGUGUUGGUUUUGCAGAGUCUCGGUUACAAGAUGUUGAAAUUGUAACUCCGGGAUGCCACAGGUUCAAAACUGAGCUGAUGAAGGAGAGUCCAGUGAGUGCAUCGGUUAAGCAGUACGAGUAUACAAUUGGGGAAUGCAUAGAGUGUUUGGACGCCAUGGAAGAGGUUGAGCAAGGUAGUGAUCUUUACUUGUUUGCGUUGGAUUUGUUUCUAACCAAAGAGUACAGAGAGAUUUUCUUGCUGUUGAAGAACUCAAGUUUGAGAAUGUCUUGGCUGCUUAGACGUCAUUCUGGUGGCUCUACCAUUGCUGCCUAAGAUCCUCUCAUUCUCCCAAACCUCUGCUUAUGUCUUAUGUACUCUUUUCAAGAAAACUCUUUUAUGUACUUUUUUGUUCAAGUUUAUUUUGUGUUGAUGGGUAAUAUCUAGUAUGUUGGAGUAACUUAGAGCUCUUUUCAACAGUGUGAGAUGUUAAAUUAUUAAGCUAAUGAGUUAUGAGCAAUCAAAAUAAGUUGACAAG